This is a messenger RNA of Diachasma alloeum, 1245 nucleotides long. RefSeq names its product putative gustatory receptor 28a (gene Gr21). Gene Ontology annotation, cellular component: neuronal cell body; membrane; dendrite. Lineage: Eukaryota; Metazoa; Arthropoda; Insecta; Hymenoptera; Braconidae. The record is from RefSeq and is a predicted model, not a curated record. Gene Ontology annotation, biological process: sensory perception of taste. Bases 1 to 1245 code for a protein of 414 amino acids. The transcript has 4 exons.
AUGCCCAACCUCAGGCUCAUCACUCGCACAAAAAAAAUCUUUUCAUACAAGAAAUGGUUCAGAAGAGAAGUAACAGAACUCGACGUGAUCACCAGAUUCUUCAAAAUAAACGGGUUAUUCCCGUGCACCGUCGACACAUCAAUUUCCGUAAAUGUUUUUCCCUCGCGACUAUGUGUUUUCUACCACAUCGCGCUGAUUGGAAUCCUCGGCUACUGCAAUUUCUACGUGGGAAUACCAGCGAUAAUACAGGACAAAAUGGCAUCUGGGGGCCUAAAGCUGCCGAGUAUUCUGGAGUUGAUCUACAUCGGGUCGUCCACAGCAAUCACUUUUCUCAUCUGGAUCGUCUACAUUACGUUCUGCACCAAAUUAACGAUUUUCGGAAAAAGAGUGGCCGAAGCCGACGCGAUCGCGAGGAAAUUUGGCACAAAUUACCAGUUGGAAUCUGUCAGAAAGCAGUGGAUAAUGUUGUUCAUUACCUACGUGAUCCUCUUCAGCUUCCUGACCUUCACCGAAAGCCUGUUCUAUAGCGAUAACGUAACGUCGAGAUUCGUGUGGUUGUGCAUGCAGACUGUGCCCUCCAUCAUCAUCAUUCUCUUUCUCACGCAGUACUAUCUGGUCGUGCAGCUUGCGAAAAGACGUAUGAAAGCAUUGAACAAAAUAAUUCUGCGAAAUCACGACAAAACGGCUGUUCACAAUCGAAAUAGCACCAAUGACGCGAUUACUGAGGCCUUUGAAUCCUGGAAAAAAGCACACAACGAGCUGUAUGAAGCCUGUGUUGUAAUCGCGGAAUUCUAUUCCUUUCCGAUGCUGUUCGUCAUGGGGCUCGAGUGUUACGGUGUGAUUUGCGGUAGCUUCUACUCCCUCAAAUAUUUGAGGAGCGGCGUCCAUCAAGCUCAGAUGCUACUUCAUCUUUUGUAUAACUUGAUUUUCAUCUUCAACUUUACAAUUCCGAUUGUUCUCCUUAUGUCUGAAAUUGACGAUCUGCUCAGCGAGGUCAAGGAAAAAGCUGUUGUGUGUCGCCAACUCACAUUCCGAUUCCGAAAGCAUCGGCCGCUCCUACGUCAAAUUAAAAUGUAUCUGUACGAACUGGUGCACGAGAAUAUCAACUUUACCGCCUUCGGAUUUUUUCAGCUGAACAGGACUGUUCUGCAUUCGAUGUUUGCAACAACAGUGACGUAUCUGGUCAUCCUAUAUCAGUAUUCCAAUCGUCGUGACGAGGACGGUAGCAAUACAUCAGGAAAUUAA